Molecule: messenger RNA, 2190 nt
Organism: Erigeron canadensis
Lineage: Eukaryota; Viridiplantae; Streptophyta; Magnoliopsida; Asterales; Asteraceae
Product: cytochrome P450 86A8
Exons: 1
Coding region: 297-1877 (526 amino acids)
Molecular function (GO): heme binding; iron ion binding; monooxygenase activity
Source: RefSeq, a predicted model, not a curated record
UCUCUCUGUCUAGAAAAAUUCUUCAUAUUUCCUCUGAAAUUUCCUUAAUUUGUUGAAUAUUUGAUCUGGGUUCUUUCCAUAAAGGUUCAUUUUCUUAUGUUUGGAUCAAAACAUUACUCUAUGUUUUUAAAAAUCUUGAAACUUUAGAAAAUUCUCUCUCUAAAAAGUUUUGAAUUUAAGCAUUUUUGGUUGAAAUAAAACGAAACCCAUUAUUUGUUCAAGUGAAAUCUGAACUGGGUUGGUGCUGGUUUGUGAAGAAUUUUUUGGCGGGAAAUAAAGAGGGUGAUAGAUACAAGAUGGAUGUAUCUAUAGCUUUGCUGUUGUUUACUGGUGUGACUGCUUAUCUGCUGUGGUUCACUUUCAUCUCAAGGUCAUUGAAGGGUCCACGUGUGUGGCCAUUGUUCGGCAGUCUUCCGGGCCUGAUAGAGAAUUCCGAUCGGUUGCACGAGUGGAUAGCCGAUAACCUCCGGGCCUGUAAUGGGACCUACCAGACGUGUAUAUGUGCGGUCCCCUUUUUGGCCCGGAAACAAGGGCUAGUCACCGUCACUUGUGACCCGAAAAAUCUUGAACACAUUCUUAAAACCCGGUUUGAUAAUUACCCAAAAGGUCCGACGUGGCAAGCUGUUUUUCAUGAUUUGUUAGGAAAAGGGAUCUUUAAUUCAGAUGGUGACACGUGGCUUCUCCAAAGAAAGACGGCUGCACUCGAGUUCACGACUCGAACGCUUCGACAAGCCAUGGCUAGAUGGGUGACUCGAGCCAUCAAGAACCGGUUCUGCCCAAUUUUGGAACGGGCUCAAGUCCAAGCUGAGCCCGUAGAUCUACAAGAUCUUUUGCUACGGAUCACUUUUGAUAACAUUUGUGGCUUGGCUUUUGGAAAAGACCCUCAAACUUUAGCCCCUGAGUUGCCCGACAAUAGCUUUGCGUUAGCUUUUGAUCGGGCAACUGAGGCCUCGCUCCAACGGUUUAUUUUCCCAGAAGUUAUUUGGAAAAUGAGAAGAUGGCUCCGGCUUGGAUUGGAAGUCAGCUUGAGCCGAAGCCUUGUACACGUGGAAGAUUACUUGUCAAGCAUCAUCAGUACACGUAGGCAUGAGCUGUCAUCUCAAGUCAAAGAAGGAAGUCAACAUGACGACUUGUUGUCAAGGUUUAUGAGAAUGAAAGAAUCCUAUUCUGACAAGUUCUUACAACACGUGGCACUCAACUUCAUCCUAGCUGGACGUGACACGUCAUCAGUAGCAAUGAGCUGGUUUUUUUGGUUGGUGAUUCAAAAUCCAAAAGUUGAAGAAAAAAUUCUAAAAGAAAUAUCUAGUGUGUUGCUCGAGACACGUGGCGAUGACGUGGCAAGAUGGACCGAUGAGCCACUUGGGUUUGAGGAGGUGGAUCAAUUGGUGUAUCUCAAGGCUGCGCUAUCCGAGACCCUUCGGCUAUAUCCGUCUGUGCCAGAGGAUUCCAAACAUGUGGUUGCUGAUGAUGUGUUACCGGACGGAACAUUUGUUCCGGCCGGAUCAUCGGUUACUUAUUCAAUAUACUCGGCAGGGCGAAUGAAGUCAACAUGGGGUGAAGAUUGUCUAGAGUACCGUCCGGAGCGCUGGUUAUCUCCGGACAGUACAAAAUUUGUAAGGCAUGAUUCAUAUAGAUUUGUUGCAUUUAAUGCCGGACCUAGAAUAUGUCUAGGUAAAGAUUUAGCAUAUUUGCAAAUGAAGUCUAUAGCGGCUGCAGUGUUACUCCGCCAUAAGCUUGCGGUGGUGCCAGGACACAAAGUAGAGCAAAAGAUGUCACUGACAUUGUUCAUGAAGUAUGGACUAAAAGUAAAUGUCUUUCAAAGAGAUUUAAGGCCAAUUAUGGAAAGUGUGAGGAGAAAUAAAGAAGGUGGUGACUAGUGGUGACGGCGGUAACGACGGCAAUGGUUGUUGGGGUUGUUUAAUAGAAGCUUUGGUUUUGGUGGUUGGGUUAAUUUUUAUCGGUAUAAAGUUUGUUGAGGUAGGUCAGAAUUUUGAAUACCAUUAAAAUUAUAUUUGGGUGGGUCGGGUCAAGCUUGUGCUUUUGAAUAUGGUUCACAUGCAAUUUUCAACUUGUAGGUACAAUUUCAUUCAUUAAUAUUGUGCCAUUAUGUUAUAGUCCUAUUUCAUUUUUCUUUAUCGAAGAUCAAAUAAAUAACCGUACAUAAUUUUAACAGCAAUCAUUUUAUUCUCA